This is a messenger RNA of Cuscuta europaea, 772 nucleotides long. The record is from the annotation of a GenBank genome assembly. NCBI's taxonomy places the organism in Eukaryota, Viridiplantae, Streptophyta, Magnoliopsida, Solanales, Convolvulaceae.
GAGCAAUUACUGGUCCUUUCUUUAUCUAUAAAUAGCAGAGCAUAUUCGAAACAGAGCUUGGAAAGAUCGAGAAACCAGAGAACGAAAAAACGAUGCAGAUCUUCGUGAAAACUUUGACGGAGAAGACGUUAACUCUUGAGGUCGAGAAUAGCUACACCAUUGACAAUGUCAAGGCUAAAAUCCAAGACAAUGAAGGAAUUCCAUCUGAGCAGCAGCGGUUGAUGUUUGCCGGGAAACAACUUGAAGAUGGACGAACUAUGGCAGACUACAACAUCCAGAAAGAAUCAACGCUUCACCUGGCGCUGAGUCUCAGGGGAGGGGGACGUGGCACAAUCAAGCUUCCUCCAAAUCUUAAGGAUUUGGCUCGAAAAUACAACGAGAACAAGCAGAUCUGCCGCAAGUGUUAUGCUCGCCUUCCUCCGAAAGCCACCAACUGUAGGAAGAAGAAAUGUGGCCACACCAAUAAGUUGAGGCCCAAGAAGCCAUUUGAGUCUAAGUAUGGCAACUUUGAGUAGAAGAACUGAAGAGCCAAUAUAAUGAUUAAUGCAUUUCGAUCUGGUCAACUCUCUUAUUAUGCAUGUAAACUGCAGACUUCUAUAUUAGGGGUAAUAUGGGAUGUUACUUUAUUUCAAAUCAUCGAUGAUCUGAGUUGGAUAUUUCGUUGUUUAAUACUACUAUAUAUACUCCGUUCGUAUAUACUAUGUAUAUGUGUAUGAUUUAUUAUAGCUUGUCAGUUGUCAUUUGCCUUUCACCCAUUUCGCUUCGUUCGGAU